CCGGUCGGGAUCACUGGACUGGGCCCGAGCAGACGCGGGCUCGGGCUGCGGGGCUCGGGCUCGGGCUCGGGCUGCGGGCACAGGGCUAGCCGGGCGCGGAGCCCGGGAGCGGAGCCCAGGCCGUGCCGCGCAGUGCCAUGAAGGGCAAGGAGGAGAAGGACAGCGGCGCCCGUAUGGGUGCCGGCGGCGGAAGCCCCGAGAAGAGCCCGAGUGCGCAGGAGCUCAAGGAGCAGGGCAACCGGCUCUUCGUGGGCCGCAAGUACCCGGAGGCUGCGGCCUGCUACGGCCGCGCCAUCACCCGGAAUCCCCUCGUGGCAGUGUAUUACACCAAUCGGGCCCUGUGCUACCUGAAGAUGCAGCAACACGAGCAAGCGCUGGCUGACUGCCGGCGCGCCCUGGAGCUGGACGGGCAGUCUGUGAAGGCGCACUUCUUUCUGGGGCAGUGCCAGCUGGAGAUGGAGAGCUAUGACGAGGCCAUUGCCAAUCUCCAGCGAGCCUACAGCCUAGCUAAGGAGCAGCGGCUCAACUUUGGGGAUGACAUCCCUAGUGCACUGCGCAUUGCUAAGAAGAAACGCUGGAAUAGCAUCGAGGAACGGCGCAUCCAUCAGGAGAGUGAGCUGCACGCCUACCUCACGAGGCUCAUUGCGGCAGAGCGAGAGAGGGAGCUGGAGGAGUGCCAGCGGAACCAUGAGGGUGAUGAGGAUGAUGGCCAUGUCAGAGCUCAGCAGGCCUGCAUCGAAGCCAAGCAUGUGAGGGCGCCCUGGCCCACAAAUGGGUCUGUGUGUUUACGUGAUGUGAGGGUGCCCCUGAUGCAUGUCUGGUCUGUGUGUGCCUGUAGGGAAUUGAGAUGGGUGUCUGAUCCAAGCGCAGUGCUCAAUUCUUCACAGGACAAAUACAUGGCAGACAUGGAUGAGCUCUUCUCUCAGGUAGAUGAGAAGAGAAAGAAGCGAGACAUCCCUGACUACCUGUGUGGCAAGAUCAGCUUUGAGCUGAUGCGUGAGCCGUGCAUCACGCCAAGUGGCAUCACCUAUGACCGCAAGGACAUCGAGGAGCACCUGCAGCGUGUAGGCCACUUUGACCCUGUGACCCGGAGCCCCUUGACCCAGGAACAGCUCAUCCCAAACCUGGCCAUGAAGGAAGUCAUCGAUGCAUUCAUCUCUGAGAAUGGCUGGGUGGAGGACUACUGAGGCACUCCCUAUAGCACCUUUCCUGGUAUCUUGACCUAGGAGGGGCCUGGGGCAGAAGUCCUGAUCCCUGUACAUAGUUAAUGUCUCUGGGCCCUGACCCCCAUCAGUUCUGUUGGGCUCUGACUUCUCUCCCUCUCAGCAUAGCUCUUGCUGGGCCUCCCCUGUCCUGUCUGGCUGGAAAACAGGUGAGGGUGGGUUGGAUUGAGGCCACCGCUGCUGCCACUGUCUCUGUAAUAAAAUCUGUGAGCAC
Nycticebus coucang (slow loris) is the source of this 1437-nucleotide messenger RNA. It is a transcript of the gene STUB1, whose product is annotated as STIP1 homology and U-box containing protein 1. Bases 138 to 1187 code for a protein of 349 amino acids. Gene Ontology annotation, cellular component: cytoplasm; Z disc. The transcript is spliced from 6 exons. Gene Ontology annotation, molecular function: protein-folding chaperone binding; ubiquitin protein ligase activity. Gene Ontology annotation, biological process: protein polyubiquitination; positive regulation of proteolysis; protein quality control for misfolded or incompletely synthesized proteins. The record is from RefSeq and is a predicted model, not a curated record. NCBI's taxonomy places the organism in Eukaryota, Metazoa, Chordata, Mammalia, Primates, Lorisidae.